Molecule: messenger RNA, 3275 nt
Organism: Magallana angulata
Lineage: Eukaryota; Metazoa; Mollusca; Bivalvia; Ostreida; Ostreidae
Product: cilia- and flagella-associated protein 36-like
Exons: 8
Coding region: 55-1401 (448 amino acids)
Cellular component (GO): axoneme; ciliary base
Source: RefSeq, a predicted model, not a curated record
GAAAUCCGAACAAAAUCCCUAGAAACGCGAGACUUGGCGUCAUUUUAUAACAAGAUGGCGAAGCGAGGUGACUAUGUUUAUGAUGAAUUGCUGUGUUUCUUGGGAAACCCGUUUUUCCAGGUUCCAGUCUUGACUUUUAUGGAGGCAAAGUGUUUAAUAUUUGAUCCAAGCAUUGAAGAUAGUGAUGAAUACAAAAAAGUUCAUAAAGAGUACAAAGCCGUUAUUCAGAAAUUGCUAGAUGCUUUCAUGAAAGACACUGGAAUUAGCCAUGAUCAAAUCAUUACAGCUCUCAAUGACAUGAAUAAAAAGCAGGACAUCAAGGAAAUGUUUCAGAGCUUGUUCGAGCAGUUCUUUGCUGCAGAGGAUUAUGGGAUCUUUGUGAGACUGAUGGUCCAGAAGAACAUUGAACUACAGCAGCAAGCACUGGCAAUGAUUAUGCAGAUGCAGGGGGCCCUCCCAGAGAGUCUGAAGGAUGGAAAAUCAGAGCCCACCUCCCCACCCCCUGCAGCCGCCCCUGCACCAAAAGAGCAAUAUGGAGCACAGAAUGAGGAUGAAAUCCUAAAAGCUGUCUUAGAACAGUCUAAAAGAGAGUAUGAAGAGGAGCAGAAAAAGAAGAAGACCCAAGAAGAGGCUACAGAGAAGAAGGAAAUGGAAAGCCUGAUCCAGAUCUCCCAAGUGGAGCACUCCCGCCUGGAGGAGGAAAAAACUAAAGAGAAAGCCAAACUGGAUGAGGCUUUGUUUGGAUUGUCUCUGGGCUCACAAACUCCACAAACCAGUACCGCCAGCAAACCACCAGCUGCGAACGCCAGCAAACCACCAGCUGGGAACACUAAACCACCACCAUCAAAACCACCCAUAGACCUCAAGUCAGCGCCAAGUAUAUCUGUGACCCCAGCACCUGCUGCUGCAGCUCCUAUUGCAGCUCCCACCCCAAAACCAGCAGAACCUGUCCCCACAGCUAGUGUGACCGCUGCCAUCGCCUCCCAGAAACUACCGUCUGUGGGUCAACAGAAGCCUCAGAUCUCCAGCGCAGAGGCUGCCGCAAACUGGCUCAAGCAGUCAGACACCGACACGUCACAGAAUAAGUCCUCAUCUCCCGCCCUGCAGGCAGCAGCUGCUGCCAUGUCAAACAUGAAUCCAGAUGAACUGAAAAAGAGGCAGGAAUAUUUAAAACAACAAAGGGAUAAACUGCUAGAAAUGAAGAAGAAAGAAAGAGAAAAGCAGUUGUUAGCAGCAGAGAAAUCCCAGCCAAAACGUCCAAUGUCCGCUCGCAUGGCAAAAUCCGCAAUGCAGGAGGGACCGUCUAAUGAAUCCGAUAAACUCAGUCCUGAGGAGGAGAAAAAGAUGGCCAUGAGAAAAGCUAUUGCAGAUCGUCUAAAAGCAGAGAUGUUAGGAAAAUAAUAGAGAGAAUUAUGAUUUAAAUGCGUUUGAUUGAGACAUGCACCUGAGAUUCUUAUGUUAUUACCAUUCUAAAAUUUUGCAUGUGGUUUGAUAGAGAAUAAGUGUGGAUUAGUAUGAAAAGGGACUUCAAUGUUUUAUUGUAGUUUGAUUAUUUUUACCAUGCAAUUUGCAUUUUUCAUCACGUUCAGGUCACUUUCAUUUAAGUUGUGGUGCAAUGUUAAACUUCAUUGGAUGUUUGUUUAUAAUUCAAAAUAUCAAAUUUGAUCAAAGAUUUUGAUGAAUACCGGGUAAUGGGUUUAGAAUGAUAGAAGAUUAUAUUUGCUUAAAAUAUUUUGCUGCUUAAAACAUAUAUUAGAGUUUUUUAAAAGAGUUAAAAUUUAAUUGUUUUACAGCUUGCGCCUAUUUUAUCUGCAAUACAUAAGCUUAAUUUAUAUGAAAAAAUGUUUAUGCUCACAUGUUUUCAGUUUGGGAUUUUUCUGUGCAAGUGUUUAAUUAUGUCUAACUUACUCAAUAUUCGAGUAAAUGUCAAGCAAUCGAUUGAUAUUACAUUGUAUUGAUUUCAUUACCUUCUUUAUAAUGCGCUACAUGUACAUGCAUGUUUUGUAAAAAAUUUAAAUUUGUUAAAGUGAGUCUUUCUAAGAAUCCAUUUUAUUGUGAGAUUAUUAUAUUUAUGGGGACCUAAACCUUUAAUUUUUGUCUCGAUUAACAUUUACAGACACCAGAAAUUCAUCUAUUCUAUCGUGAUUAAAUUCCUCUAAAUUUUGGAUAUUUAAUCUCCAAAAUUGUAGUCCCUAGCUGUCUCAUAAAUAUUUACACCUUGUAGAAAGAGAUUUGACUGUUAUGAUUAUUUAAUAUAUUUUUUUUUUUUAUUGAUUCUUAAAAUUAUAGCCUUUAUCAUUCCUCAAAAAAAUUGUUUCCUUACUUUGCCUAUAUCACAAAGAUUCACGUUAAUCAAAAGGGUACUGUGCAUUAAAACAAUUGCUCUAUCAUCUGAAUUGGUUACAUUGUUCUCCAAAAAUGCACCAACAGUUUGAACACAUUUUCUCCAUGAAAAACAUCUUUUAUAAAUAUCCAUACAAUUACACAUAUGUUGAUGAGAUUUCAUGUUGGGUCAUUUUUGAGCAUUUGUUGCAUUAUAGCUUUCUUUUUUCUUUUUUUUUUUUCAUUGUAAACUUGGUAGUACAGUGCAUUAUGUACAGAAAAAAGAGAUCACCAUUACAAGAUACAUGUAUAUGUUAUGAAUGUCUAUCCCACAAUUCCAUAGUCUUAAUUUUCAGUUUGUAUGAUUAAGAUGGUGCUUUGUUUUGUUUCUUUUGUUUUCAGGAGCAAGAAUGUUGAAUGUGAUAUUAAGGUUGUUACAGGUGGUAUGAAAUGUUCAUCUUUUAUUUUUUAUUUCAUUUUAAUUUUUUUUUUUUUGCUCAAUGGUUGGUCUAUGCUGUGCAUGGUUUUAAUCAAAGUUUAUUUUUUUUCAAAAUGGAGUUCAGGUGAGAUAAUUUAAUCACCAUGACAACAGCUAGAUUCUUACACAGAUUCUCUUAUACUGGUAAUCGUUUUGUACCAAACGUAUGAAGUGUCGGAAUUUCUUUGUUGCGCAUUAUAGUUAUUACCUUGAAGUUACACUGUCCAAAAAGAUGUAUCUUGAGUUUUAUUCCACAACCAAAAAAUGUUUCAAUAUUCAAGAAUUUUUACAAACAUACAGCUGUAUUAAGUUCGCCGUACAUUUAUUUAUCAUUAAGGUAAAGCCAAUGUGAUUUUUGUACAGUAUGUUCAUGUAUCGGAAUUGUGAUUUGUCUUUGUUUUUUGGGGUUUUUUUCUUCACUUAUUGUAUUUUAUGGUGAAAUUCUGAAAUUUCUGUGAUAAAGAAAGAAAUAUGA